GUAGGCCUUUAUUCAGACCGUGGGACAGAACAGUUGGAGCGCAAGGUUGUCUUUUUCAGACGUAUAGAUCGGCUUACGCAAGCUAGUCACAUAGAUUUUGGAUAAAUUAGAUAACUAACGAUUAACUACCAAGUUCACGGAAGUUGCUGUAACUGGGUAACCAGACUACUCACAUGGAAUGAUAUCAUUGACUUGAAACCGUAUAUCACUAUCAAGAUAGGUUUCCAAAUAAAUCAACUGGUUUACAACUCCUCAUCUCAAUGAUAUUGGAUAGUGAAAUUAUAACCGUCUCACUUUUGAUUGGAUUUGGAACGACACUUUUUUCUCUAUUAUCGUCACAUAACUUUAAUGAACCUUAAUUUCUAUUGUCAUGAAUAUUAAUCUGAAUAUUUGCAAUGUAACUAUUACUGGGUUAGCAUUUUUCUUUCUUUUCGCUGCAUUUCAAACAGCGUCCUUGACUGCACAAAAUGUUUUGGAAGCUGUCUCAAAACAGCGUAACAACAGUUUUGAUGGCACAGGUUACACUAGCUUAGCAAUUGUGUAUAUCUCAUUUGGUUUAUUCAACUGGUUUGCACCAAUUGUUGUAAUGUAUCUGGGAGAAAAAUAUUCUAUGAUCGCUGGUUCAUUUUGUUAUGCUUUAUACAUUGCUUCAUAUAUUGAACCCUUUGAGUGGAGCCUGUAUUCGGCAUCUUUGGUAAAUGGAAUCGGUGCAGCAGUGGUCUGUUUGAUCCCUCUGUUUAGUGUUGUGGACUGCUCAAGGUGCAUUCAUUACCGAUUGUUCUACCAAAUCUAAUUUAAAUCAACAUUUCAGUCUGUUCUGGGGAUUAUUCCAAGCUAAUCAAAUAGUCGGUGGUUUGUACGCUUACCUAUCACUAUCGAAUAUAGAUGAAAUCUCUCGCACAUUACGUAUUCGGCUUUAUGGUGGAUUGUUGGGAUGUGCUAUUUUUGGAAUUUUAUUAUUAUUCACGCUGAGAAAGCCUCAUAAAACAGACAACAUUUCACACCAGCAGUUAAUUAAUAUGGAGAUGAAUUCCUCUGGUGAUAACUUGAGUGAAUUAACUCCAGAUUACUCAACAAUACAAAAUCGUUCGACAGUUUUUCAGUCGACUUUACACUCUUUACGUAGGUCGGUUAAAAUUCUAAUCACAAGACCAAUGAUUUGCAUUCUUGUGGCAGCAGCAUUUACUGGUAAGUUGGAAUAAAAUUAAUACCUUAAUUGUUAACUAAAUUUUUCUUGUUUCAUAUUUUUAUGCAUUACCGCCUGUUACUUACUAUUUGUAAGUAUCUAAAAACGUUUUUAAAACCUUUUUAAGCUUUGGAAAUUUCUCUGCCAGUCUACGUGUUUGUCUUCCUAUUUAGAUCUGUUGGUUCGUCCUUCCAUUUACAACUGAAUAUCUUGAUUCCCUUCAUUAAAUAUGUAUGAUUCUUUUAUGUUUUGGAACAUAGCAAAAUCUGGAAAGUAUUUCAGAAAGAUCAACAAAUUUUAGUCGACCAUAUCCAAUAGAAGCUAAUGACAUUCCGAUUGUUCCUGUUGUUGUAUUAUUUUAGUUAAUCACUAGUUCAAAAUGUUUAUAACGCCAGAAUACACAGAGUGAAAUCUCUUUAGAUGACAUAACAAAAAGACUAUGGAGGCCCAUUUUGGGCCCUACGUGAUUCUUUAUACCUGUACAUCUAUAACUCCUGUCACUCUGUAGCUAUGUCUAAUAUUCGGUUAACAGUCAGACAAUUGUUAACAACAUUCCUAGUUCACUACAUCUAGUUUAAACGUACUAAGUGCGGAAACAGACAACACCCAAGUUAUUCUCGUAUUGCAUCGUACACGUUAAUAUUUCAUAGUCAUGUGACUUAGGCAUUAAUCAGGAUUUCUUUUGAAAACCACCUAACCGACGGUCACAAUUUACGGUUUCUAAUAAAAUGCAUAUUACGAGCUAACGAAUCGUACUACUAAACAACCAUAGUAACCCUAACACUGGCUAUAUUGAUUUACCAGUUUCACUUACCAAAUCAGAGUGGUUGAUAUCCUUGACGCUUAUUCCUCUUGUACGAAGUCUCCACUAUAAAUAAACUUAACAAUGACACAUAAUUAAAUUAUGAAUACCCGAUAUCUGGAUGUUUCACGUAUGAUAUUAUUGCCCUUCCAGGAUUGCGUAAACUAAUGAUUUCAAUUGUAUGAAUUUCACUCAUCUAUUCUCACUUGACCAGUCGUUGUGUAAGGAUGUGCUGAGGCAUUACUGAUUCUUAAUACUUUAUGCGCCUUCAGUACCUUAGUUCAGCCUUCCUCCUCUGCAGUCACUCUGUGAUUACUUGCCUGUCAUUAUUUCCUGAAACAUUAUGCUGUUAUCAGUGGUUUUUAGGUUGGUUUAUAAAUUUUUCUUUAUUUGUAUCUUGUCCUAUCACCAACCUUAUAAGUUCGUAAUAGCACCAUAGUGAAAUCACCAAACUAGGUGUCAUUAUUAGUAGAAACACGAUAUUAAAUUCGGCUUCACACCAUCUCCCAUGUAGUCAAAUCAAAUUUCGUGAAGCGCCGUUAAUAGUUGAAGGAAUUCACAUCGAUGGGCUUCUUUAAUAAAAUGUUUUUAUCAAGUGCGUAAGUUUCUUGUUCAACUGUCGACUUUUGUAUUUAUCAAUUAAAGUAAACAUUUAGAUAUUGUUUGCCACUUGACAAAUCAAAAUAUUGUGUUUUUAGGAGAGAAUUUAUCAUGCAGAGAAUUAACUUAAUAACCAAAUGAAAAUUCUGAGAAACGUUUAACAUAAUACAGUUGUAGCAUUCCGGCCAAAUAUUCUAGGACUUUAGGAUCAAACGCAGAUGAAUUUCAACCAUGUUGGGAGUAAGUUAUUCGAAUAGUAGUAAACACAGUGAAUUAACUCAAGUUGAAACUAUAGAGUUGGUUUCCGAUUCAGUGAUUUAAAAAUGACUCACUCUCUGUGAAACUCCAAGGUCCUGAAUUUGAUAUCCGUCAGGAUCAUGGGUAUACAUUCAUUGCUGAAUAGGGAAUCUUCUCCAGUCACCUACUGCAUGAAAGCAAGACUAAAGGAUAGAAUAGUUGUAAAAGUAUAGUCUUUGAAAGAUUUUCAUAUGCCAACUUCUAAAACCAUAUGUUACUACACCAUCGCUUUUGUGUCUUCAGCUUGAUUGUAUUCACAACUGAAAUCUAGCCAUCAACCGACAUUCCCUCUGAGAUGUUUUGCCAAUAUUCUACGGUCAACAUUAAAAAUGUAAUUAGAGAUGCCUAUUUAGCAUUUUUCCCUUAAAAUACCUUCAAUUUAUCGUACCAUAAUCUGAAAUUAUUUUAGGUAUUAAUUUGACGUUCUAUUCAAGUCUAUAUGCUUCUGCGUUAGGACAUUGUUUACAUUUCGGUAGAAAUGCAAAGUCUUAUAUUGGAUUAGCUGGCCUGUUUAUUGGGAUUGGAGAAAUUGUCGGUAGUUUCUCUUCACAUUUAACUCGGUGGAUUCGUUUAGAAGGAGUUCUAGUUAUUUUUGGUUACAUCAGUGCAAUUGUAGCUGGCUAUUUCACUUUCAUGAUGUUACCGACAAACAGUUCUAUAAAAGAUACGGAUGAACUGUCUUAUAUUACUCCUAAGCAAGUUCAAAUUAAAUUCACUAUAGUUUUUUCUUGUCUUUUGUAAGUUAAUCCUCUUUACCAACUGACUACCAGAUGAAGACCAGUGACAUUUUAAUUGACUGAAUUCUUUAAUUAAUCAAUGCAAUUUCAUCGCUGAGCUAAAUAAAAACGACGUAGCCGUUUACGUUGUUUCGGUUUGAAUUUGUGUCAGAAAUGUUCAGAAAGUAGUCGGUUUGUACUUCAUGCUCAAGCUCAUUAAUAUCUGUUUGUAGCAUUGAGAAAAUCUCUUUUCAUCGUAGUAUCUUUGAUUUUGGCGUCAGUGUGACACUAAGAUUAUUUCUCUGCUCAAAAUUCUUACCACCAGAAGCUAAUUAUAAAAAUGACAAUGAAAACCAUCUACACACCUUGUUCACAAUAAUGUUCGCUUGUGAUGAUGCAACAUAAUGGAAAUUACGAUAUUACGUAUCGAAUACAAAAGUUCAUUUAUCAGUUGGUGUUUCGAGACUUUAUCGAAUGUGCUACACGUGUGCGACUUCUAUCUAUCUUAGUGUUUUAUGUCACUUAGUGCAAGUAUUACGUGGUUAGACGUCAUUUUUUCAAAUCACUUACUGCCAGACCAAAGAUACAAGUUUCUUGGUUGAGUCGUACAGAACCAUAGUGACAUAGUUCAUAUUCCAUUCAUUCGUAAACUUUUUCUGAAUUUUGAAAAAUAACACUAUUUCACAUUUCAUUUUCCGAUUUCAUCCAUUUCUUGUAACCAUAAUUUCCAUCUACCACUGGGUCAAUUCUUUUACUUUUUGAGUCCCAUUACUCUCCUAACUGAUUAUGUAAUUCAGAUUUCCUUUUAUUCUACUUGGAAUAAGACGACGACAUAACAUAUCAGUUAUUUCAGGCUGUCACAGUAAAAUUCAGAUUGUGGUAUUGAAUCUCUGUCAAAUAUUUGUCGUAAGACUAUUUUCCACAUAGUAAAUCGUUAGUGAGUAGUUCGUGUAUUCUACAACGUGCAGUUAGCCAUAAUGAAACAUUAUGGAAUCAGGUGAUGACGUGCAUAUCUUGUUUUUAACAUAGUCCAGUCGAAUUUUGACGUAGAAAUAGUUAACUUGUUCAUAUCUUUUUAUCAGUGUCUAUUUGGCUAUGCUCAUAGCAUUUUUGUUUGGUGGUGUGGAUUCCGUGUGGAACACACAAAUUUCUACUUUAAUUGGUUUCAUUUAUGGUGAACAUGGAAGGGAUGUUACAGUUGGGUUUGCUUUAUUCAAAUCUGUUCAAGUGAGUAUAUAUGUACAUACUUUUGUCUAACUAUUAAGGCUAUAAAAUACAUAAUUUAUUCCUUAUUCUUAUAACUUUUUCCCCUGUCAGUUAUCAAGUGACAAAAUCAUCUAUCAGAAUACCGACUUAUAUGACCUUGUUCUUGUGCUAAACCAGUGGCACGUCAACCAGCACUAACAGCCUUGCGUCAAUUCUGAAUCCUUAUUAGUCCUUCUCGCUCAGCCCUCCCCAUUGAGUUCAGAACGCAACCUCAGUCUCCACUGUAUGAAUAAUAUGUUUGAAACAUACGUAAUUUAUACAUAAGUAAACCGUAUAAAUAGCAACGAUACAAGAUGAAGCCAAAAGUGACUGUGAGUGUGAGAGACUGUAACUAAUAUAUUGGGAAUAACUUGGGAAUAUAAAUCGUAUAAUAGUAGCCAAGAAAUCAAAUGAAAACUUAUAAUAAGAGAAAUAUAAAUUGUAUAUAAUCUAGUUACUUAGUAGUUAUAUUAUAAGAAUAUAUAUAUAACAGUCCCCGAUAGUUACCCAUAAUACAAUCUUCUUCCAAUACAACACUCAUUGUAGCGUAGUAUACCUGUAAUUUGGUUAGCCAUGUAAGUGGUGCCUGGUUGUCUACGUAUUUUGUCGUGUGACCACACUGUAUUGUUUUUCCUUGGCAUUACCCUUUCACCAUUAUGUUUAACCUGCAAAAAAGGAUAACUUGAGAACUAGGUGUAUUCCAGGACAACUGUUUACAUAAAAGCUGCAUAUUGGACCUUUUGAAUUCGCCUAUCAGCGCUAGUUGUUCGGAAAUGGAUCAGUCAUCAUACUCUGAACACUAGUACCAAGAAUGCAAGUCACUUCGUUAGAGGUCAAUCUAUAGUGUAAUUCUUUACUGCGUGCACAAUGCAGUUCACGCUCGAUUUUAUUAAAAUAUCGUAAACUUAAGUUAUUUCUAACUUGACUAAUAUACGUUAGAUUAUAACCAUACACAUCCUGUAAACUACUGUGCAAUGCUUCCUUUAAAUAAUAGGCAGUAUGAACAUUUAGUCCUACUAAGGAUUCGCUAGUUAGGUUUACUCAAGAGCCUACUAAGUUAAAAUGAUCGGUUCGCAACAGAUGUUGCUGAUUCAUAAGUCAUUAACAGUUUACUUGUUAAUUACUGAUGAUUAAACUCUAAUGUAAACAAGAAUCAACCCCUUCUGACAAUCUGAAGGUAAUAUAGGAUCUGUACAAUUUUUCUUCUUACUCAUCCAAAACCUAUAUAUAUAUAUAUAUAUAUAUAAUGUUUAAUACUUUUUAUUUUAUACUGUUUCUUUUUAGUCUAUCGUAUCGGGAAUUGCUUUUGUCUAUAGCACUUACCUACUAUUACACUGGCAAAUACUCAUUUUUGUUGUAAUGGCUACUAGUGGUUUGUAUUGCCUACUCAGUGUCUAUUGGUCACAUCUAUCUCGCUCAGUAAAUUUGAUCGCCUAGACUGAACGAGCUUCUCCAUGCUAAUGUAACAAAACAUUAACACCUCAGUGCUCAAUAUAAAGUUAACUGUGAUUACUCUUGAAAACCAUCUUGUCGUUAUUACUUAUCCUUUUCUAAAUUGACAAUGUUGAAGAAUUGUUUGCAUAGGAAAUUGGCUUUUGUGCACAUUUUCUUUCCUAUGUUUUUUUUAUUUAUUCAGUUUGUUCUCAACUAUCGAUGAAUUUUAUUGCAAUCACGAUUAAAAAUCAUUACGACUUAGUGUGUGUAAUUCGUCUCAAUGAUGGGAGUGUGAUCUGCGUACUUACUUAUUUCUUUGACAAGUAAUACACUGACAAAUUUUCUUCAAGUAAAAGUGCCACUGUGGCACUAACUGAAAUAUCAUCCUCUUUUUUAGAAUUAAGAAUCACAUGAAGGAAGAGUUUAAAACCAUAAGUAUUCAUGAAAUCCCUAUUCCUUAGUAAAGAAUAAUUCAAAAGAAAUUCGUUUAUGAAAAAUGUGAACAAAUUGUAAAGUUCGCAAUCUGUAAACAUUAGCAUGCAAACAUGCACUGGAUAUUUUGAGACUAUUUAGCCAAAAAUAUUAAAGAAGUCUUAAAUGAUAACAAUCAGAAUUAUUGGUUUUGGACCCUCGUACCGUGUUUCAUUCGUUAGGAAAAUUAUUCGAAUCGCGUUUAACAGAAUGUAAAUUUGUAACCCACUAACCAAAGUUGAACGGCUAAAUUAAUGAACAAAAAACUCCAUGUGUUAUGUUUGUAGUAUUACUGCGUCAUUUGAGCAUUAAACCAAGAAGAUUCUUUUAAGUUAUAAUCAAGAUAAGAUCUAAACGUUCAGAUUCUCCAAAACUAAUGGAGUCCGAAUGCCUAGAAUAUCACACACAGCUACACUAUUUUACGAUGAAGCAAAAGUAAUUUAUAUCCGUUUUGUGGAUUAGAUGAAUAUUCCAAGAUGCUAGUGUUGAUUUAAAGCUAUAAAAAAGAAAUUAGACUUACAUAAACCAUUACAUUCUAUACGAUCGUGCUUGCGUUCACAGACAAGACAAUAUUUCACAUGCCGUGAUGGGUGAUUGAAUAUGUUUUUCUACUUGUGUUGACCACGGUCAAUGACAACAUAGACGGAACUAGUUAGGAAGCACCGUCUAAACUUACAAAACCCAUAUCUCAAGAGUUAUGUUUUAACCACAUAUUUAUGUUCACUUUUACACGGAAUAUAUUACAUUUUAAAGUUUGUUUGGUUGAAAGCUUUUUUUUCUUUUGACAUCUGCCCAUUUAGGAGUUCUCAUCAAUAUUCGUACAUUCUCAAGCAACAACCAUUCAACUACUUUACACCUCAUCUAAACAAUCUAUCACGUCUUAUCCUCUAUGUUAAUGUUACUGUCUAUAAUACUUUUCUAUUUGAGGUAUGUAAGAUUAUGCAAACUUAUUCAGAAUUAGGAUAUUCAUUCAGUUGUACUAACUGGAUUUAAAUUUUCUCAACUGACAGAAUUCUGAGCCAGUAAUAAGCUAGGAUUGGUCACUUAACUCAACAUUUGAGAGGAUGUAUCGAAUAAGUAAAACUGGGUCACCGGUAGAUUUCGCGUUGUAGCGGUAAAUAAAUCCCCAAAAUGAAUAGCACUAAGUUUUCGACAUUGGAUGCUGACCAUAUGUUUUAGUGGACUCACCUAGCUGAAGGCGCUCGGUCAGGCAUCCGCACCAGAUCACGUGUGGUAACGCCGUGCUCAACAUCAACCGCAAUCGUUAGCCAGAUUAGAUCAGAGAAUUCCGAUAUAUUGGUCAUCGCCAAAUAUACUCUUCCGAUCUCCUCGACUCUGUCUUUUGAUUUCUCUGGGUGGGAACGAAAUAUAUUAGAAGGUGUUACUGGUAGAAGCGUUGUCAAACACUGAAUACCUGUGACAUCAUCAUUGGUGAGACUGACGUGAUCUGGUACACCUAAUUGCAACUGUGAGUCUGUUCCUUUUUGGGAUUUUUAUAUAUCAUUGCCUUUAUUUUUUUUUAUUUUUUUUAAACAUUGUGAUUUUUUUUUCGUGUUUUUUCUUGGAUAUAUAUAUUUUUUCCCCUCGUUCAUUAUCGUACUUCAUACUUCAUCAUGACUGAACAGACACCUAAAGUACUCAAGCUUAAGACUUUGUCCCCGCCUUCGUUUCAACUGAUGCCUUUCUGGCCCGACAACAUCGAAGCCUGGUUUUGCUACGCAGAAGCCGACUUCUACGAGCACGGCGUGAUCGACACACGUGCACAAUUCCUCGCAGUAGUCAAGGCACUACCGCGCGAAUUCAACAGGUACGUAACACCUGGUAUGUUUACUAGUGAUGUUUCCGAUCCUUACGAAAUCUUAAAACGCUCGAUUCUUAAACGAGGAGACCAAACCGAUCGACAAAGGUUAGAUCAACUCUUCAACAAUAUCGACCUGCAACACGGUUCUGCGACAGACAUGUUGCAACGGAUGAGAGAGGUUAUAGGCCCAAGAACUUUCGACGAAGGUCUAUUCAAACAAUUCUUCUUGUCAAAACUCCCUCAACAGGUGCAAGCAGUUCUGGUCUCGUUCCAGAACAACGCCUUAGACGAGCUAGCUGCAUCUGCCGACCGCAUUUUAGAAAUUACGAAAUCUACUACCGAGGUAUUUUCAGUCAAAGAAAAACCUCAAGCGACUCAGAAUGAUAUAACCGACUUAUGUCACACACUCACGCGUUAUCUUAGUCUUCGUACCGACCGUAAGAGACCGCGCACACCACGUAGAAACAUUUCUCGUAAGCGAUCUGUCUCUAGACCACGAGAGACAUAACCCCGACUGGUGCUGGUAUCAUAACCAGUAUGGAAAGUUUUCCAGAAAUUGCAGAAAACCCUGCAAUUUUCCCAACACGAAACCGACUGAUUCGAAAAGCAAUUCGGGAAACUUCCAAGCCGGCACGCGUUAACGGCAACCGUAGCCGGCGAACAAAGCCGUCUGUUAUUCGUCACAGAUGUGACAACGAGAGUUCGCUACCUCGUCGACACUGGCGCAGAAGUUAGCGUUCUCCCAGCGAAUCCCAACGAUCUUCUUCAAGAAUCGGCUCUAAACUUACAGGCGGCAAACGGAAAACCGAUCGCUACGUAUGGCAAAAGGUACGUUUACCUUAACGUGGGUUUACGCAAACCCAUACACUGGAUUUUCGUUGUUGCAGAUGUUUCUAUACCAAUCAUUGGUAUGGACCUUCUACAACACCACAAUCUGAUCAUCGAUACGCGCAAACGGAGGCUAGUAGACGGGAACACUAAUUUGUCCGUUUGCGUAACUUCUUUUACUGGUUGUAGAGUAUCCCCAGUCACAGUUAAACAUAUGAUAGACCCACUCUAUCAACCACUACUCGAUAAGUACCCUGGGAUACAACAAACUCAACCGAAACUACCAUGUGUAACCAGCAAUGUUACACAUCACAUCACGACUAC
Messenger RNA from Schistosoma haematobium, 9704 nucleotides. RefSeq lists its product as uncharacterized. The transcript is spliced from 10 exons. NCBI's taxonomy places the organism in Eukaryota, Metazoa, Platyhelminthes, Trematoda, Strigeidida, Schistosomatidae. The record is from RefSeq and is a predicted model, not a curated record. The coding region runs from base 8365 to 9060 and encodes 231 amino acids.